This is a messenger RNA of Verticillium nonalfalfae, 441 nucleotides long. It is a transcript of the gene FMP21, whose product is annotated as putative mitochondrial protein, conserved. Lineage: Eukaryota; Fungi; Ascomycota; Sordariomycetes; Glomerellales; Plectosphaerellaceae. Gene Ontology annotation, biological process: mitochondrial respiratory chain complex II assembly. The record is from RefSeq and is a predicted model, not a curated record. Bases 1 to 441 code for a protein of 146 amino acids. The transcript has a single exon. Gene Ontology annotation, cellular component: mitochondrion.
AUGUCACGCCUCCUCCCCCGCCUUCCAACAGCCCUCCGCGCCCUCCGCGCCCCCCUCGCAAGACCCUACUCCUCCUCCUCCUCCUCGGCUUUCAAACCCUCUCCAGGGCCCCCCCGCCUCCCCGCCUCCGAGCAAGCCGAGUUCGAACGCCUCCAGCGCACGGCGGCCGUCGCCUCUGGUUUCGACAUGAGCCCGCCCUCUCCCGCCGAGGCGACCGAGACGACGACGGCGGCGGCGGCAGCGGCGGCAGCACCGGGCAAGGUCGAGGUGCGCACCGACGACGGCGAGGCCCUCCACCAGGAUGUGCGCCGCGGCGCGCCACCCGAGUUUGAGGGCGAGACGAAUCCCAAGACGGGCGAGGUCGGCGGGCCGAAGAAUGAGCCUCUGCGGUGGGGUGGUGAUGGCGACUGGAGCUACAAUGGGCGGGUGACGGACUUCUAA